Messenger RNA from Amyelois transitella, 2056 nucleotides. RefSeq lists its product as uncharacterized. NCBI's taxonomy places the organism in Eukaryota, Metazoa, Arthropoda, Insecta, Lepidoptera, Pyralidae. The coding region runs from base 215 to 1987 and encodes 590 amino acids. Gene Ontology annotation, cellular component: plasma membrane. The transcript is spliced from 4 exons. The record is from RefSeq and is a predicted model, not a curated record. Gene Ontology annotation, biological process: engulfment of apoptotic cell; phosphatidylserine exposure on apoptotic cell surface; apoptotic process involved in development.
ACUAGGUAUCAAUGGGUGUGGAAUACAAAUCGUUCAUUUGCUUUAUUCUUUUCAUGAAAACCUCGAAAAUGUAACAACAAUGGUGGAAAACACAAAAUUUUGCACACAUUACGUUAUUUUUAUAUAGUCAUUUUAAGAUUGAAAGUUUAACGAACGCUAUCAUUGGAAAGUGUGUGUAAAUUAAAAACAUGAGUGAUUUGUUUGAUUUUGGAAAAUGGUAACGUGUGAAUUGGAUAAUGAUGUGUCAGGAGAAGUCUUAGGGUGGAAGUUACCAGCAUGGCAAGCCCUCCUCCUGCACAGGGUGCUGCCCUCUUGCGGGGGUCUGGUCAUAUACAUCACCCUGAUAUGUUUUGAUUUGGCACUAAUAAAUGAACAUUUUGCGAACGGACACAAUGUAGUUGGGAGUUUUUGCAUAAUUCUGAUGGUGUUGCCAGCCGUGAUCAGCUUGGUGUUUACCCUGGCGUCUCCGCCCCCUGGCUUACAGACCGAAAUGUCUGCGUAUUCAGUGAAUCUACAGAAAAAAGACGUGAAAUGGGUGUUACUACAAAUUUGCAACUGCCUCUUUUUCCCUGUGGCUGCUGUAGGCAGAUAUUGCUACCUCAUAUUUUGGUGGAUAGAAGCCGUGUUUGCGUCACGUGCUGACGAUGACCAGCGCGCUCAAGAGGCUGUAAACUACGCCCGGAAGCCUUCUCCAGUGGAGCUGUACCUGUUUCUGCAGUCCUUUGUACAUGCAGCCCCUCACGCAUUGGUCAAUAUCCUGGAUAUCAUGGCCCGGUAUCAAAAUCCUGUUUUUGGAAAAGCUGUUCUCCAAUCAAUCAGCAUUAUAGCGUCUUCAUUGCGAAUGGCAAGCACAGCGACCAUCUACAGGAGAUUUGAAAGAGAGAAGUUGAACGGCCGCAGGUACCCAUGGAGCAACCCUAGAGAGGAAAUAGACAACGCAAAUAAUGAAAACCUCGAAACUGCCAUCGAUGGUAUCGACGAAGACAGGCAACAAAACGAGGAACCUAUUUACGAAACCAUAGAUAAUUUUGUUUCUGCAUCGUCACAUAGAACAAGUUAUAGGAAAUCUCGACAAACUAGUGAUCUAAUGCAGUUCUCGCCAACCCCAAGAACGAUUAACGAAUCAACAUUUUAUUAUGACUACGAUGACGUCUCAACGGAAUCGAAUAGUUCCGGGUAUAUUCCCCCAUUUGAGUCCAUGAGAUCAUCUCCUGAAGUAAACAGCGAUGAAGAGUACGUCAGACCAAUAUCGAUUAUAGAUCGGGUAGCGCCGCGGAGGCGAGAUACCCAGUAUACUAUACAGGAAGUAUACAUCCCGCCCCCACCUCAAAUACCAGCGCCAAGACCGGGUUCUUUCGCCGUAUGGGCAGAAAAAAUGGUGGAGAAUGCAGAGUCAAUUCCUAUGUGGCUUUCUGCUCCGCCAAGAAGGAAGUACUGUGACGAAGUGGUUCAAGAUGAGCCCGACAUUCCGGUUCGUGUUCCUCGAGCGUACAUGCGGGGCUUGGAGCCACAAGAUUUAACUGCUGCACUAGUACAUUUCCUAGCAUGGUACUCCUUUUUCGUCUCACGACUUCUCUCGAUUGCUGUGUUUAUAAACUUAUCAAUUAUAGCAUCAACUAUAGUUCUUUUUUCACAUUAUCAAGUGAUGCUAUUGUUUCUGAUUGUACCUCAAGCGAGUACCGUUAAGAGAUCUUUUUAUUUAUUUCUCGCAUUUGUGUAUCUGUUCUGCCUUAUGGAGUUUAAAAUUCGCUUUCGGCAUGUUCGUGUUUGGCAUGUCUUUUGGAUCAUAGUGGUCACGAUUGAGACAAUAGUGUUUACGGGUCUAUGGUUUGGAGUAAACAAUAAUUUGCACUUUUGGUGGCGACAGUACGUAGUGUAUGUGAUUAUUAUGAGCAUGUUAUUGAGCUAUAUGUGUUUUGUAGCGUAUUUUGUGCUUCUAAAACCUAAAGAAACUAUCGUUUAUUUAAAAAAUAGAAAUAAAAUGUAAAUAUUAAAAUUUAUCCAAUUUUACUCCUACUUGUAUAUGAUUUAAGUUAUUAAAAUAUACUUUGUUUAA